Molecule: messenger RNA, 6006 nt
Organism: Cuculus canorus (common cuckoo)
Lineage: Eukaryota; Metazoa; Chordata; Aves; Cuculiformes; Cuculidae
Product: hexokinase HKDC1
Exons: 18
Coding region: 202-2955 (917 amino acids)
Biological process (GO): intracellular glucose homeostasis; glycolytic process; glucose 6-phosphate metabolic process
Cellular component (GO): mitochondrion; cytosol
Molecular function (GO): ATP binding; mannokinase activity; glucokinase activity
Source: RefSeq, a predicted model, not a curated record
AGUUUAAUCAUUGAACGGGAUCACGCUGGAUGGAUUUAUUUCUGGACUCGAUUUCCCAGGAACUCCACUAUCUCAGCCUGGGUGGGGGGCGGGAAAUGCCUCAGCUGAAGUUUCUCUAGCUCCAGCUUCGUGAUUAAAGACCUGUCGCUUUGGAGUUGCAGCAGCUCUGUCACCACUGACUCGUCCAUCUGCUUCGAGACAAUGUUUGCCGUCCACUUGAUAGCUUUCCAUUUCGCAAAGCUAAAAGAGGAUCAAAUAAAAAAGGUUGACAGGUACCUGUAUCACAUGCGUCUCUCCGACGAUGUCUUGCUGGACGUGAUGGCUCGCUUCCAGGCUGAGAUGGUGAAGGGCUUGGGGAGAGACACGAACCCCACAGCAACGGUGAAAAUGCUGCCGUCCUUUGUGCGCUCGCUUCCCGACGGCUCGGAGAAGGGUGACUUCCUUGCUGUUGACCUGGGUGGCUCCCAAUUUCGUGCCCAUCAGGUGAAGGUGUUUGAUGACGGGAAGCAGAGCAUCCAGCUGGAGAGCAAGUUUUACCCCACACCCAAGGAGGUCAUACAGGGGAACGGAGCUGAGCUCUUUGACUACGUUGCUGACUGUCUGUCAGACUUCAUGGAGACCAAAAACCUGAAGCAUAAGAAGUUACCUCUUGGCUUUACAUUUUCUUUUCCCUGCAAACAGACCAGAUUGGAAGAGGGGGUUCUUCUCACCUGGACAAAACAUUUCAAGGUCCGAGGAGUUCAGGACACAGAUGUGGUCAACUCUCUGCGCAAGGCUCUCCAGAAGCAUCCGGACAUAGAUGUUGAUGUUCUGGCACUGGUCAAUGACACCGUGGGAACCAUGAUGACUUGUGGCUACGAUGAUCCACGCUGUGAAGUUGGACUCAUAGUUGGGACUGGUACCAACGCCUGCUACAUGGAGGAAUUGAGGCACAUCGAUCUGGUGGAAGGCGACGAAGGGAGGAUGUGCAUUAACACGGAGUGGGGGGCCUUCGGAGAUGAUGGUGCUUUGGAUGAUCUCCGCACAGAAUUUGAUCGGGAGCUCGAUCUAGGAUCUCUCAAUCCUGGAAAACAAUUGUUUGAGAAGAUGAUCAGCAGCCUGUAUUUGGGGGAACUCGUAAGACUCAUUAUCCUAAAAAUGACAAAGGAAGGUCUACUCUUCAAUGGGAAAGCAUCUCCAGCUCUGCUUACUAAGGGCAAGAUCGAAAUGAAACACUUGUCUGCAAUGGAAAAAUAUAAGGAAGGUCUGAGCAACACAAAAGAGAUCCUUACAGAGCUAAACCUGUCUCCUUCUGAAGAGGACUGCAUCGCCGUUCAGCACGUCUGCACCAUCGUUUCCUUCCGCUCGGCCAACCUCUGUGCUGCCGCCUUAGCAGCUAUACUGACCCGACUGAGAGAGAAUAAAAAGCUGUUAAGGAUGCGAACCACUGUGGGGAUCGACGGGGGACUCUAUAAAACCCACCCACAAUAUGCCAAACGCCUGCACAAGGUGGUGAGAAGGCUGGUCCCCAACUGUGAUGUUCGGUUUCUCCUGUCCGUGAGCGGCAGCGGGAAGGGGGCUGCCAUGGUCACAGCGGUGGGGUACAGGCUGGCUGCCCAGCGCAAGCAAAUCGAUGCUGCUCUCUCACCAUUUCUGCUGUCCCUGGAGACACUCAGAGAAGUUAAGCACAAAAUGAGGACCGAGCUGGAAUAUGGGCUAAAGCGAGAGACGCAAGGCAGCGCCACAGUGAAGAUGUUACCCACGUACGUCUGUGGGACACCAGAUGGAACAGAGAAAGGAAAGUUCCUUGCCCUCGAUCUUGGUGGGACAAAUUUCAGGGUUCUGCUGGUCAAAAUCAGAAGCGGGAGAAGAAGAUCAGUGCAAAUGUACAACAAAAUCUUUGCCAUUCCUUUGGAGAUCAUGCAAGGGACAGGGGAGGAGCUCUUUGACCACAUUGUCCAGUGUAUAGCAGACUUUCUGGAGUAUAUGGGGAUUAAAGGUGCUCGACUGCCACUGGGCUUCACCUUCUCCUUCCCGUGCAGGCAAGCCAGCAUCGACAAGGGAACGCUUGUGGGAUGGACAAAAGGUUUCAAAGCAACGGACUGUGAGGGGGAAGAUGUUGUUGAUAUGCUGAGAGAGGCCAUCAGGAGAAGAAAUGAGUUUGACUUGGACAUUGUAGCUGUGGUGAAUGACACCGUUGGGACAAUGAUGACGUGCGGAUAUGAGGAUCCAAACUGUGAGAUUGGCCUUAUCGCAGGAACAGGCAGUAACUUGUGCUACAUGGAGGACAUGAAAAACAUAGAAAUAGUGGAAGGGAAUGAAGGAAAAAUGUGCAUUAAUACGGAAUGGGGAGGAUUUGGUGACAACGGCUGCAUUGACAAUAUCAGAACAAAAUAUGAUAAAGAAGUAGAUGAAGGCUCACUAAACCCGGGGAAACAGAGGUAUGAAAAAAUGACGAGUGGCAUGUACUUAGGUGAAAUAGUAAGGCAAAUUUUGAUUGACCUAACCAAACAAGGACUGCUGUUCAGAGGACAGAUCUCGGAAUCACUCAGGAAAAGAGGCAUAUUUGAAACAAAAUUCCUGUCCCAGAUUGAGAGUGACCGGCUCGCCCUCCUCCAAGUCCGGCGCAUUCUGCAGCAGCUUGGCCUGGACAGCACGUGCGAUGACAGCAUCAUUGUGAAAGAAGUGUGUGGAGCUGUUUCAAAGAGAGCAGCCCAGCUCUGUGGGGCAGGACUGGCAGCGAUCGUGGAGAAGAAGCGAGAAAACCGAGGUGUGGAGCACUUGCAAAUCACUGUUGGAGUAGAUGGGACUUUGUACAAGCUCCAUCCACAUUUUUCUAGGAUCCUCCGGGAAACAGUGAAGGAACUGGCACCUCAGUGUGAUGUGACUUUCAUGCUCUCUGAAGAUGGAAGUGGGAAGGGAGCUGCCCUCAUUACUGCAGUAGCAAAACGAUUGCAUAAUGUUGGACAGAAGUAAAAAUGAGAGGUCAAGUCCUUUCAGCACUGCCAGGUGUGUGCACUGGGGAUUUGCUGAGCAGUGGUUCGAGACAGCUUUGCCAGACACCGGUACCCAGGUACCUGUUUUCAGGGAGCUGCUGGUUCUUGACCAACCAGGGUGGUGGAUUUUUGUCCUUUGAUAAUUUGGAUCAGGUCUUUCUGCUCCCCACCAGCGUUAUGUCCUGGCGUGCUGCAGUCUACCCAGUUCUGUACUUCCUUCGAUGCAUCUAUAAUGCACAUGUGAGAGUGAAAAGAAAACCAGACAAACAAACAAAACAAACAAAUCAACCCUGAAUGUGUGUUUUUACAAUGGCUUAAUUAAGCUACAGCGCCACAACUGAAUUUCUCAACAGUUCCUUAGGAUUUUUGUGUGCUUUAGUUUUAAGUUGGCCUAAUUCAAGGAAUAUUGAGAUCUUGGUGUUGCAGGACAUGUUUGUUCAAGUGCUUCACAGGUUUUACAGUGAAUCUGCAAGGAAAAUAAAUGCAUAAGUUUUGGUCAGCGGUGCUCCUCCACCACUGCUACAUUGGUUUCAAGUGUGUUGUGUUGUAAACCUUCCCUGAGGACAGGAGGCACGUUUAAUAGAUGAAUGUAAAGGGAAAAAAUAUGAUUCCAUGAAAUAUCUGUUUGUAUCAAAAUACAUUAGUGUGUUUGAGUGCACAUAAACCAACGCUGGAUGGAUUCUGACUGCAAGGGAUUCUUUUCAUGCUGUGGGAGAGGCUGUAGGAGCCACUACAGAGUCUGCUAUGUCUAUGUCAGAGCUGCUUAGAGAAUAUUGAAUCUGUUUACCUUUAGGCCACCAAAACAGCUGUGUAGAGACAUAAAAAAAUCACUUGAAUUUUGUUUUCCCUCAGUUAUCUCCUUGCCUGUUCACGGGAGGAUAGUUUCCAUUUUGUGGAAGAGAGUUUAUCCUUGUUUUUCAUUUCCCGUUGCCCACUGCUCUGCCUGUCUGUAGACUGUUGUAAUAAACCUGCAGUGCUGUGAGCCUUCCCUUCUCUGUCUAGUGCCUCUUCUGAGCGGUGGGAAGAACGUGCGGGCAAGUGGGACCUUUCUUUAAACCUACCUACCACAGUCCUCAGCAGCACUGGGGUUAUGACGAAGGUGGAUUGUGGAUAGAGCCUGUCAAACUGCGGCUGAAUUUGCCUGUUUCUCAACGCUGAUAAAGCACCAUUAUAUGUGGCAGCAAGCUACGGGCAUGGAAACACCAGGAGAAUAACCCCUACCCUUCCGUGACCAAACGUCCCUCACCUGAUCUACCCAUCUCCUAAUAAACUUAAACAGUCCUAUGAUGCAGAGAAGGAGACAAUCUGUAGUUUGCUAUUCGCUGUUCUUGAGUAUUCCUGUAUCCCCUUUAAUCCUCUCUUCUUGGAUAUUUGCUUCCUUUCAGGCUGGCAGCAGAACGUGGGGUUGAGAAAUGUGCUCUAAGCCUAGUUAGGUCAAAAGUAACUGUUGUGCAGAGGGGAUAAGCAGCUGGGCUUAUGUAAUAACGUAUGUUCAAAUUUAGCAAUGGCAAAUUCAAAAAUCGAAGCUACAAACCUUUCCUGUUUUGUAGUUUUGAAAAGAAGCAUCUUAACAGCUCCGUCGGAGUGGCUGGAUGAGUGAAAAAUAGUACUUUGUAAUAAUUUUUACUUCUAAAGGAAUUCCUCACAGUCCUGAGCUCACUGCGAUGAGCAACCGGGAUAAAGGGGAUAAGCUAUGAACUCAUAUUGCAUUUGAUGUUUUCCUCCUUUUGUCAAGAAACUUAAUAUUUUGCUUUUUCUUUAUAUUUCAGAAUCCACAGAGCUACAGAAACCAAAGAUUGUUACGUAGUGGGGGCAGUGUUAUUUGGAAUGGAUGUUUUUGUCCAGUGGUGAACAGGUUAAAUUCGGAGGGGCUGGAUAUAGAAAUAAAACCCAUCAGGUCCUAGGGCUGUGUGGGGCUUAGAAAUAGCCUAGAAUUGCUCUUCUGCAUUGGCUGUUUCCCCUCUCAGCACUCUGAGAGCUAUCAGUGUAGUCUGGGGUCCUUUUUGGGGAGUGGGUUGAGCUAAUCGGCAAAAAUGCAUUUGUGGAUGACAAGAAUCAUGGGAGGGCGAAACUACAUGAUCUUUAAGGUCCCUUCCAACCCAAACUAUUCUGUUUCUAUGAAGUAUGUUCCUGUAUAUCCGGAAUGAGGAGAUGUGGACUUACUCCGGGCUGGCCACGUGAGUAUGGUGCAGAGUAUCUUUUGCGCUUUUAUUCUACAGUCUGUUCUGCACCACUGGAAUGCCAAUCGGUUACAAAACAAGGUAAACCCCUUGCAUGGAUCCUUGCUUUACAUUUGGAAAGAAAUCUUAUAUUGCUUCAUUUUUUCUUUUUAGACUUUUUUUUUUUUUUUUGAAAUUAAAUAUUGGCAUGGAGUCAGUUUACACGUUGGCUGCAGUUAUUCCUUUUCUGCAGUAGAUUAGACCCACACAAUAAUAUCUUUUUGCAUCUGCAUUUUUUUUUUUAAACAGUGAGUCUGUGGGUGUUGUGGAAUCCGAUCACAUGAACCUGAAGCUGCUCACAAAGCGCUCGUCGACCUACGGCUCUUGUUGAGGUCCUUACAGCCCAGGACACGCAUGCUCUUGUCUUUUCAGCAGGCUGCUGGCUCGCUCGGAAGCCAGGCAGCUCCCACGCCGCUCAUCAGGCAGGGAGGUGGCAUCCAAGCUGGGAAGGCUUCUGCCUUCUGAAAGGGAAUGAGCAUCGAUUCUCUGGGCAGCCCUGGAGAAGGGAAGGAUUGACUAUUGUGGGAUUUUACUAGGGGUACAAAACUCACUUGUAGUUUCCCAAGGAUCCCGUAGACACACAGAUGCUUUUGGCUGACUCUAAACCAGAACAUCUUCCAUCUGGGUAAUGAUACAGCAUCGUGUUCCCGAUUAUGGUCCCAUGUUGAAACCCAAGGACUGUUGCAAACUUGCCAUCUCCCUCGUACAAAUUUAAGCUGUUGAAGCAACUCUCUUCCUGCACAUUAUAUGUGGUGAUUGAGUUUAAAGUCCUGGCUUAAAAUAAAAUAGGAUACUCUGAAAAGUAUGUAGUA